Trichomycterus rosablanca is the source of this 2652-nucleotide messenger RNA. RefSeq names its product ubiquitin specific peptidase 18 (gene usp18). The coding region runs from base 125 to 1087 and encodes 320 amino acids. Gene Ontology annotation, cellular component: nucleus; cytosol. Gene Ontology annotation, biological process: protein deubiquitination. The record is from RefSeq and is a predicted model, not a curated record. The transcript is spliced from 11 exons. NCBI's taxonomy places the organism in Eukaryota, Metazoa, Chordata, Actinopteri, Siluriformes, Trichomycteridae. Gene Ontology annotation, molecular function: cysteine-type deubiquitinase activity.
ACAACUACUUAUUUAGCGACGCAUAGAGCUGCACAUUCGGUAACAAGCAUUUUGAAGGAGUAAAACAAGUAGUUUAUUGGGAAGUCUGCUUAAUACAAUCCCCUAGACCGUCAUCAUACGACUAAUGGAUUGUGAUUGUUCGCGCUCUGGUGUGAGAGGGCUUGCAAACUGUGGCCUGUCAUGCUGUGUGAAUGCUUUACUGCAGUCCUUUGCAGUUACUACUGAACUGUUGGAGUUGCUUAACAGAUGGGAGCCAUCUAAUAAAUUUGAUGACCGCAAUGUUCCCCUACAACUCAAAAAAGCAUUUGAAGCUAUGAGCAGGAAGCAGCAGUCUAAUCCUCACCUAGGGUUACUGAACUGCCUUCACCGUUACAACAUUCACCGUUACACGCAGCAUGAUGCUGAUGAAGUGUUUCAUGCCAUUCUUACCCUCAUUCAGGAGCAGGUUGCUGACCCGGACUUGGCUGCAAAGAUAAAGAGUCUUUACAAGAUUACCGUGGAAGGACAAAUAAAGUGUUCAGUCUGUGAAAAUAUUCACAAAGUCCCAACAUUCUUUGUCAGUCUUCCAUUACAUAUCCCUGAGCAUCAAAACACCUUGGAAAACUGCUUCAGUUCUUUCUUCAGGUUCCAAGAUUUAGAACCAGGAGAAGCAAUUUACUGUGAUACAUGUGAACAGAAGACACAGUCAGCUCAGGGUUUUAAGCUUGAUGUACUGCCAUCACUCCUGUGCAUUCAACUGAAGAGGUUCAGAAAUCGACGUGGCUUUAUUGAAAAGCUGAAUACCAAAAUAUGUUUUCCUGAAAUCCUCAAAAUUGCUGAUGUCCUAGCAAAAGAAAAUUGUUCUGCAGAGGUGUUACACGGAAGCUACAGGCUGUACGGAGUCAUAGUUCAUCAUGGAACAGCCUUGUUUGGGCACUACUCAGCAUUCAUUUAUUCCACGGACAAGUGGUAUUAUGUCGACGACAGCUUUGUACAAUGGGUCAACUGGGAGUUUAUUCAAAAAUCAUAUGGAGGGAUACAAGGUGAUACUGCAUAUAUGCUGUUCUACAGAAAAUGCAGCUCGGAGAUGAUGAACCCUCAAGAUUAAUCUGUUCCAAAUUGUUUUUUUGAACAUAUUUAAACAUAUAAACAUUUGAGCUUCAUUUGAACAGUACUUCAAUUGGUUCUAAUUAAAAUGUCUAAAAUUAGAAUCAGGAUUUGAAAAGAUCUCAAAACAAUUACAAAUCAGCCAUUCCACUGUCUGGAAAAUGAAGAACAUUUAAAGUUCAGCCCAAGAGCAGGAAGCAAGAUGCGUCUCCAAUAAUCGUACAAUGUCAUCAUGGGACCUACAGGUAGCUCUUGCCACAGUUAAGGAGUGGGAAAAACUGUCAGAGAUGGUAGAUGGUUAUAGGAAACAUCUAAUUGAGGUUAUUCAGCCAAAGGGGGAAAUACCAGCUAUUAGGACAUAGGGUGUCCUAACUUUUUCCUCACAAUAAAUUUCCAUUUUUGUUCAUUACAUUUUACAGCUUGUGUUCAAAAAGUCAUUUUUUCAGUUUUAUUGGUUUAAUGAUAUAAGCUCCAUCCCUCAAUACUGUUUAAAUGAAGUUUAAAUGUCCAUAUGUUUAUGGUUCUCAUGGGGUGUCCUGACUUUUUUCACAUGACUGUAUGUGUAUAUAUAUACUUUUAUAUGCACUUUUAUAUUUAAGUUAGAAAACGGUGAGGGUGGGAGGAGUCGUAAUUGGUCGUGUCUGAGAGAGAGAGCUUAUAGUCCGGAUUUAGCUCCAUCUGAUUUUCACCUUUUUGGACCACUCAGACAAGCUUUAAGGGGAAGAAGAUUUUCAUUUAUCUACAUAUCACAAUAUAUAAAACCAAGGCUGGAAGGUGUAUUAUUAUUAAAUAUUGUUUCUAAAAGCUGAAAUUGGUCACUUAACUAUAAUAUACUAUUUAGUUUAUUUUGUAUACAAGGGUGUAAGGUAUUGCCCUGUAGCUCUGUAUUUCAUGUGGUAAGCUUUGUAGUCUUGUAAGCUGAGACAAAUAAAUUGUUAAUUAAAUCAAAAUCAGAACUCUGGUUUAAAAGCAAAAAGCCAUUUGGAGCAGUCAGUUUGGCCAUUGCAGUUCCAUGCAGUUAAAAUGUAUCAUGAAUUCAUUAAUAGUAAGAUGUCAAUUUUGAGACUACAUACCUAGGGGGUAACACAUCCAUGAGGGCUUUCUCAAGAUAUUAGCCCCCCAAGCAUUGCGCCUUUGUCUAUGGUUGGGUGGGACAGUUCAGGUUCUAGGGGUUGAAACCAGGUGCAGCAAGAUUAGCCAACAUAUUGCCUCUAAUGUUUUAAUAGAGGCAAGACACCUUUGUUAGACACCUCAAGCUCAAACAUGAAAUUUAAAGUUGUAACGUUUUUUCAAUAAAUUAGGUUAAGGUGUUUUAGGAAGAUUAAAAAGAUGAAUGCACAAUGUAACAUUUUGUUUUGAAUACUUGCUUUAGAACAAAGCAUUUAAGGUUCUUAAAAAUAUUGUAUAUAAAUGUAAAAAUAUUAAUGGGCUCGUACUGUUUGGUGUAUGUAGCAGUAUUUGCUUUAGAAGUAAAUUCUGAUGGAUGUAUUAUCUGUGUUGUAAGGAUACAGAAUAAAGUACAUCACAUUUAAUUUCCUGAUGAAUAAAAAAAUAAAAUGAGAAAAU